AUGCGCGCCGAUCAGGGGCCGGCUCUCAGGCCCACCGCUUUCCCAAAAGAACCCGUUCAAGACGCUCAUCGCGCAUGCGCCUUGGUGAGCAGCGGGAAGUUGACUGUGUGUAAGAAGAUCAUGGAGCUUCUGGGACAGAAUGAAGUGGACCACCGGCAGCACAAGUUGGUCAUCCUAAGCCAAGACAGGUUCUAUAAGGUCCUGACAGCAGAACAGAAGGCUAAAUCCUUUAAGAGAAAGUACCAAUCUGACAAUCUAGAUACUUCUGAUAAUACUCUGAUGCACAGGACUCUGAAAAACCUCUUGGAGGGCAAAACUGUCAAAGUCCCAACCUAUGAUUUUGUGACCCACUCAAGCCAGGAGAUCUGGGACAUGUUCUACAUGCACCUCUUUAUGGACACAGACUCCAAAGUCAGGCUCUUUCAAAGAGUUCUCCUGGACAUGCAUGAGGAGUUCUGCCUGCUGACAAAGAAGUAUGCCAAUGUGAUCAUCCCUUGUGGGGUUGACAGUAUGGUUGCCAUCAACCUGAUCAUGCAGCACAUCCAGGACAUUCUGAACAGUGAUAUCUGCAAAUGGCACCAAGGAGAGUCCAAUGGGAAGAACUACAAGAGGAACUCUAAGCCAGGAGACCACCCUGGGGUGCUGACCUCUGGCAAAUGGUCACACUUGGAGUGCAGCAGCAGACCCCACUGA
This is a messenger RNA of Lemur catta (Ring-tailed lemur), 693 nucleotides long. Its product is annotated as uridine-cytidine kinase 1-like. The record is from RefSeq and is a predicted model, not a curated record. NCBI's taxonomy places the organism in Eukaryota, Metazoa, Chordata, Mammalia, Primates, Lemuridae. Gene Ontology annotation, molecular function: ATP binding; kinase activity. Gene Ontology annotation, cellular component: cytoplasm; cytosol.